This is a messenger RNA of Peronospora matthiolae, 462 nucleotides long. The record is from the annotation of a GenBank genome assembly. Lineage: Eukaryota; Oomycota; Peronosporomycetes; Peronosporales; Peronosporaceae.
AUGCGAGCUACGGUAAUUCUCGCCUUUGGUGUGCUCACUUUGUUUGCGAACAGUGGUGCUGUAGCAAACAAGUCGCCUCGGAACCUCCGACGAGUAGCUGUUGCUGGGGAAGAGAACGACGUCCGCAUGAAAGAGCUCAUACCGAACACAUCGAUCAGCACGACAUUCGGGCCAGAGGAAGAACGAGGGGUCUCGGGGAGACUCUUUGGAAAGCUAAGCGGGGUUUUGGAAGACUUGGAUCUGAGUCUGUAUGCUACACUACAAGCGAGUAGAACGGACAAAGCUACAGCCGUUAAGAAUCUAAUGGCGAAGAAGCGAAUGACUGUGGAAAAACUGCACCGCAUUUACCGUCUGGACGAUUACAAAAAAUUGUAUGACAAGAACGGGAAUGAAAGCCCGGAAGCCGCUGUGUUUAGAUUGUAUGAAAGAGCUGUAAAUAAUCUCCAGGCAACUACGACAUAA